Messenger RNA from Hydatigera taeniaeformis, 501 nucleotides. The record is from the annotation of a GenBank genome assembly. Lineage: Eukaryota; Metazoa; Platyhelminthes; Cestoda; Cyclophyllidea; Taeniidae.
AUGGAUCCCAUUACACGUGACUUGCCGUAUUCUGUCUCUCUCUCUCUCUCUACGUUACCCUAUCAGGUCAAACGAUCUGGUGCCAUGAUGGUUAUAAAACUCGGCAGGAUGCACCGUUGCCCACUCAGCUCGGACACGCUUCUCUGGUUGAGUGGUGUGAGGAAUGCCUCAGCAGUUGCACUAGACAUCAACAUAUGCGGCUCCCUCCUCACAAAAAGCUGCCAACGCGACGAGGCUUACAAACAAAUGGCAGCGCUGCUAGCCACUGCUCUGGUCCUCUUCAUUAUAAGUACUAUUUUCGCCUUCAUCUCUAUUUUUAAUAAGAAGUGCUGGGUUUGCAUCAGUGAGUUUAUCACAGCCGUCGCCGGUGGCACACUACUGCUCACUGCACUGUGCAUCUACUACCAAGGGAAACAAUUCUGGGCACCGCUGGUGGCUGGCAUUGCAAUGACAUCAGGGAUGCAGACUUCUGUCUUUAUGCUCAUCGACAUGAUAGCCUAG